AUGGCAGUGUUAAAAAGUGUUUUUUUAAUGGUUACUCUCUUCUUGGCGACAAGCUGCGCUGCUCCAACUAGUGAUACUGAGGAGGUACUCAAAACCCCACCGGAGUGUGUCGGUCAGCGUGUCUGUUCCACCAGACCUGAAGGCUAUGAUCUACUCGAAGAGAAGAUCAACAGUCUUUUGCCGGAGGUUCUCUUAAAGGAUUAUGCCGACAGAAAUGGACCAGAAACUCGCCUAGAGCCACCAAAGCUAUCUCCCAAGAGCGAUUGGCACAAUUGCCCGUACGAAACCAAGACUGAACCGUGGUAUGUGUAUUACCGUGGUGAAAACAACACCAAAACCGAGAUCAUUGUGCAAACCAAACUUUUUCAACAACACGUCGAGAGCGUUGUUUGCGCGUAUAAACACAUUGACGCUGACAGCCAUGUCCAAUGUUUCCAAGACUUGGGUGUAAGUGAUGCAUUCGGCAUGCGUUCAUCUUGCGUUACUACUACAGCUACACGUACCUUGUACGUGUUCGAUGUCGAGAAAAAUGUAGUCAUCCAAAAACCCUUCGAAGUUCCAGCCUGCUGCAAAUGCAGAGUCACGUAUACGUAA
This is a messenger RNA of Arctia plantaginis, 594 nucleotides long. The record is from the annotation of a GenBank genome assembly. NCBI's taxonomy places the organism in Eukaryota, Metazoa, Arthropoda, Insecta, Lepidoptera, Erebidae.